Messenger RNA from Saccostrea cuccullata (small rock oyster), 1167 nucleotides. Its product is annotated as transmembrane protein 245-like. NCBI's taxonomy places the organism in Eukaryota, Metazoa, Mollusca, Bivalvia, Ostreida, Ostreidae. The annotation marks the transcript as partial. The transcript has 4 exons. The record is from RefSeq and is a predicted model, not a curated record.
GAAUGUGUUUAUGAAAGAGUUAACCAUAGAAUACUUUCAAGAUGGCCAAGUCCCCUUUCGUGAAUUCAAUGUUGCAAAGUCUUUCGCAGGGCCAUGAAAAAGCAUUUCAGCAAGCACUAUACACGACAGCAGCCAAUAUUUUUGUUUUACUUGCUGGAGGAUCAGCUAUCGCUGUGUAUUUCAUUCUAGAAGCUUUCCUCCGACCUUUGUUAUGGUCCGUGUUGUGUGGAACAUUUCUGUACCCCUUCAAACGUGAAUUAACAGCAAUAUUAAGACGAUGGUUACGUGGUUUACAAGAAUCAGGGACACCUUUUGCUAUAGGAAUAGCAUAUUUACCAAUACAAGCUCUUGACUAUACUUAUGUUAUGAUAUUUGAUCGUACUAUUGUUAGACACUGGAAAUUACUAUGUGGAGGAAUUAUAAGUUUAUUUUUGAUUUACAUUUUGUGGUAUUUUGGCCCAGUAAGAAGUAUACUGGAAAUGUGUUAUGCAGUGUUUAUUUUCGUCUCUGAAGUUCUGGAUUAUUUUACAUCAUUUUGGGUAUGGACUCUUGUAGUAGCCUAUCUAAUUGUUGUCAUCUUUCUGUGGAAUGCUGAAUCUAAGAAGUAUUUACGUCUCUUGUCCCUGCCUAUUUGGGGUGUGCUAAUUCUUCACAUAGCCACGGUAGCCGGGUCUCUCCGCGUCCCACUGUUUCUCUUAAUAAUCGGAUUGAUUGCCACUGGAUUUGCAAGUGAAGUAAAAGAAAUAAAGCGAAGAGUGGACGAACAAGGACAUAGUAUAUCUGAUGUGCUGGCUAUUUGGACUGUGUUUACGGGGGACUUGGAGAGGGCCCUAAGACAGGGACAGGAGUCCGACACUGACAUUAUGGACUCCUCCUCAGAGGUCUCUACCACCGAAAGCUUCAGUGAGGAGACAGACAAAAGUCAGAAAUCUGCUGGUGUUGUAAAGCCAACCAACCUGCCACUCCCUAAACCAGAAUCCACCACCCCAAAAGUUAGAUCCACCAAGAAAAAGACUGUACGAGUUGUGGAGGAUAAAGGCCCCGGGAGUACUAAAUACUUUGUGUACUUAUUCUGGGCCCUCGUUCUUACACGGGUCUGGAUGAACAUUUGGUUGCUUCAGCUCCUUGUCCCUCUGUUAGGCCUCAUGUGGAUCUUUAAAGCUUUUG